Molecule: messenger RNA, 1146 nt
Organism: Gaeumannomyces tritici R3-111a-1
Lineage: Eukaryota; Fungi; Ascomycota; Sordariomycetes; Magnaporthales; Magnaporthaceae
Exons: 6
Coding region: 1-1146 (381 amino acids)
Source: RefSeq, a predicted model, not a curated record
AUGGCCACCGCCUCCCCAGUGGAUCGCAGCCACCGAAUCCAGAUCCGUAUCGUACCGAGCACGCAUGGAGAAAGCCCGAGAGAAAGGCAUAAAAUAAUAACAAAAAAAGAGAUAGCCGGGGAGAGCGGGGGCGUUCAUGAGCCUUGCAAGCCGUCAAGUCUGCAUGGCGCCAUCGCCGUCCCCAGUCCUGCCCUGCCCAUCACUCAACAGAAGGCCAUGCGCUCGGACAAGAUUGGCUGGGCCCUGACGACAUGGCGUUUCGACCACCAGGCACGGGGCAUGGGUAUACAUAAGUGGGUGUGCAUGGGACAAGGUGGCGCAAACCCGAUGAAAGCGAGAAGUGGGAGCAGGGGGUGUGUCGGUGACAGGUAUAGCGAGGGGGAGCAAUGGAAAAAAUAUAAGGAGAUAAAAUGGAAAAUAAUAAUGGCAUUUGCCGGGUCCCUUGCUGGCAGACAUGAGCCCCUGACUCCUGCUCGCCUAGUAGCUGCCUCACUCUUUCUGCUUGUGGGCCCGGCCGGCGAAGCUUCGAUUCCGCGCGCCGCCGCCGACGACGAACCAGAGAGGGCGGCUGUGACAUGGCCAGACCGCACAGAGCAUGUGGUGCUACCCUACCAACGCACCACCGCCUCAUCCUCUCACAUUCUCUUCCCGAGUGCUUGGAAGACCCAGUUGGUAGGCAAUAGUGGCAAUCAAGGGCGUCGGAAGAAAACCUUGAGUGUGAUAGGACCAAGCAGCAGGAGACAUGGGACCGAGUGCUGUCUGUCUGUCUGCCCACCCCGCGUCCCUCACCUACCUAGCUUUGAGCUAAGUCUCGGGACCAUGUCAAAAUAUCAAGUGGGGGCAAACGACAGGCGAGCUAUCUACGGAAUCAAGCCGCCCUCUCCAUCACCUGUGCAUCCACACACCCACAGGACACACAGAAUCGGCCUCCAUGAGAUCUGCGCCGUCAACAAUCACCACCACCACCACCACCACCACCACCGGGGUCCUCCAACCUUUUUUAGGGGUCGGCCUACCGCGCCAAGCCGCAGCCGAACGACUGAACAGAAGCUGGUGGGGUUUGGCCACAUCCGCAGGUGGGCCAGCAUCGCCCGCAUACAAACAGACGCCGUCGACAAGGUCCGGCCGGGAGGAGGGGCAGUCUAG